CUUCUGUUAUCUGAGCGGGAAUCCCCUUUUGCAAACCAAUAAAAAUACACGUUUUGGGUGGGUUUUUUUUGUUGUUUUAAACCACUGCAAGGACGGAGAGACUGCGACACCUCAAACUUCAAAUUUUCGCGUAUUGCUUACAGUGCAGAAGAAGCCCGGCUAAGCCCCACAGUCAUCCAAGAGAGAAAGCAGCAGCCAUGCUUGAUGACGCCAACAACAAGAGCCAGCUGUGCCCGAUCCUGCUGAACAUGAUCAAGCCGCAGAACACAACGGAGAGGGGCAUCGACUACACGUCCGUCUCAAUCCUGAGCCUGGCCUCGGCCAUGGGCAUCCUGGAGAACGGGCUCAUCCUCUGGGUGGUGGGCUUCCAGAUGCACCGGACCGUCGUCUCCGUGUGGAUCCUCAACCUGGCGCUGUCCGACUUCCUGGCCACCACCACCCUGCCCUUCUUCGCCCACUACGUGGCAUCGGGCCGCACGUGGCUCCUGGGGCACGCCUUCUGCAAGGUGCAGUCCACGGUCUUCUUCGUCAAUAUGUUCAUGAGCGCCUUCCUGCUGGCCGCCAUCAGCGUGGACCGCUGCCUCCUGGUCCUCUUCCCGGUGUGGGCCCAGAACCGCCGGAGCGUGGCCCUGGCUUAUCAGGUGAGCCUGGGGGCCUGGCUCCUGGCCCUGGCCAACGCCUUGCCGUACACGGUCUACCGCACCGUGAUCAGGACCCAGGACGGCCGGCUGCUGUGCUAUCACGACUUUACCCUGUACUCCCAGGUGUCUCCUCUUGGGAUUGCAGACCUCUGCAGGUUCAGGCAAGGGCUGUCGGCAGCCUCCAAGCUUCUGUUGGCUUUUCUCAUCCCCUUACUGAUCAUCAGCGGGAGCCACAUCGCCGUGGCCCUGAGACUGAGGAAGAGGCGAGGAGGAGGCAGUGGCAGGCAGUCCGGGAGGCUCCUGAAGCUGGUGGUGGCCGUGGUGGUGGCAUUCCUCUGCUGCUGGUCACCCUACCACGUGAUGUGUGUGAUGGAGGCGAUCAGCCACGAUCAGCCGCGUUUCCAGGGCUUGGUGCAGAAGGGCCUCCCGCUGGCCACCAGCUUCUCCUUCCUCAACUGCGUCCUGAACCCUUUCCUGUAUGUCUUCAGCUGCCCCAAUUUCUCCAAGAGGAUCAGGCAGUCGCUGAGAUCGGUCCUGGAAGGGGCGUUGAUGGAGGACACCGAGGUCUUCUCCCGUCGGGGGACCCCACACAGCCUCACCUCUUCCCUGUCCACCAGGAUAGCCUUGUCCACCUACACCUUCCAGCAAUACAAUGAGUCCAAGGAGAACUCACCUUCCGUAGAGUCUUAGUAAAAGGCAGUCCAGCAGUUAAAGAAAAGGGGUCUUGACACCAGGAGUUUCAAAUCACCCGGCUCACACUGACUCACUGUGUGUGUGUGAGAGACCCUGAGCGAGUCACUGAACCUCCUUGUGCUCCAUCCUUCGGACGA
Molecule: messenger RNA, 1471 nt
Organism: Polyodon spathula (Mississippi paddlefish)
Lineage: Eukaryota; Metazoa; Chordata; Actinopteri; Acipenseriformes; Polyodontidae
Product: prostaglandin D2 receptor 2-like
Exons: 2
Coding region: 198-1331 (377 amino acids)
Biological process (GO): complement receptor mediated signaling pathway; positive regulation of cytosolic calcium ion concentration; inflammatory response
Cellular component (GO): plasma membrane
Molecular function (GO): G protein-coupled receptor activity; complement receptor activity
Source: RefSeq, a predicted model, not a curated record